Octodon degus (degu) is the source of this 3177-nucleotide messenger RNA. RefSeq names its product neuropilin and tolloid like 2 (gene Neto2). Bases 92 to 1648 code for a protein of 518 amino acids. The record is from RefSeq and is a predicted model, not a curated record. NCBI's taxonomy places the organism in Eukaryota, Metazoa, Chordata, Mammalia, Rodentia, Octodontidae. The transcript is spliced from 9 exons. Gene Ontology annotation, molecular function: protein binding.
UGGCCGGGGCCACCAUGGGGACGGAGCGGGACAGCUGCUGCGCCGCGCCCUGAGCUGCCUCGGCCCCUCCGAAACACCCGCGGUCGCGAAUAUGGCCCUGGAGCAGCUGUGCGCGGUCCUCAAAGUGUUGUUAAUAACGAUACUUGUAGUGGAAGGGAUUGCUGUGGCCCAGAAGACCCAAGAUGGACAAAAUAUUGGAAUCAAGCACAUUCCUGCAACUCAGUGUGGCAUUUGGGUUCGAACCAGCAAUGGAGGUCAUUUUGCUUCACCAAAUUAUCCUGAUUCAUAUCCACCAAACAAGGAGUGUAUCUACAUUUUGGAAGCUGCUCCACGUCAGAGAAUAGAGUUGACCUUUGAUGAACAUUAUUAUAUAGAACCAUCAUUUGAAUGUCGGUUUGAUCACUUGGAAAUUCGAGAUGGGCCAUUUGGUUUUUCUCCUCUUAUAGAUCGCUAUUGUGGCAUGAAAAGCCCUCCAUUAAUUAGGUCAACAGGGAGAUUCAUGUGGAUUAAGUUUAGCUCUGAUGAAGAACUCGAAGGUCUGGGAUUUCGUGCAAAAUACUCAUUUAUUCCAGAUCCAGACUUUACUUACCUAGGAGAUUGCCAGUUUGAGCUAUCAGGAGCUGAUGGAAUAGUGCGUUCCAGUCAGGUAGAACAAGAAGAGAAAACAAAACCAGGCCAAGCAGUUGAUUGCAUUUGGACAAUUAAAGCUACUCCAAAAGCUAAGAUUUAUUUGAGAUUUUUAGAUUAUCAAAUGGAGCACUCAAAUGAAUGCAAGAGAAACUUCGUUGCAGUCUAUGAUGGAAGCAGUGCUAUUGAAAAUCUGAAAGCCAAGUUUUGCAGCACUGUGGCCAAUGAUGUAAUGCUCAAAACAGGAGUUGGAGUGAUACGGAUGUGGGCAGAUGAAGGUAGUCGGCUUAGCAGGUUUAGAAUGCUCUUUACUUCCUUUGUGGAACCUCCCUGCACAGGCAGCACUUUCUUCUGCCAUAGCAACAUGUGCAUCAAUAACUCCUUAGUCUGCAAUGGCAUUCAAAACUGUGCGUACCCUUGGGAUGAGAAUCACUGUAAAGAAAAGAAAAAAUCUGGACUGUUUGAACAAAUCACUAAAACUCAUGGAACAAUUAUUGGCAUUACAUCAGGGAUUGUCUUGGUUCUUCUCAUUAUUUCUAUUUUAGUACAAGUGAAACAGCCCCGGAAAAAGGUCAUGGCUUGCAAAACUGCCUUUAAUAAAACUGGGUUCCAGGAAGUGUUUGAUCCUCCUCAUUAUGAACUCUUUUCACUAAGGGACAAGGAGAUUUCUGCAGACCUGGCAGACUUGUCAGAAGAAUUGGACAACUACCAGAAAAUGCGGCGCUCAUCCACUGCCUCCCGGUGCAUCCAUGACCAUCACUGUGGGUCACAGGCAUCCAGUGUCAAACAAAGUAGGACCAACCUCAGUUCCAUGGAACUGCCUUUCCGAAAUGAUUUUGCACAGCCACAGCCAAUGAAAACAUUCAAUAGCACCUUCAAGAAAAGUAGCUACACUUUCAAACAGGCACAUGAGUGCCCGGAACAGGCCCUAGAAGACAGAGUAAUGGAAGAGAUUCCCUGUGAAAUUUAUGUCAGAGGGCGGGAAGACUCUGCACAAGCAUCCAUAUCCAUCGACUUUUAAUCUCCACUAAAGGUGACAUUAAUUAUUAAGUAUGUGUGUAUGCAGCCAACAGAGCACCCAUUCUGUUUGCAGCAGUCAGUCCUUUUCUCCCAUCAAAACUUCUCAUCUCCUGUUAACCUUGGUAAUAGUGAUGUUUUUAUUUUCUCAGGCAGUAAUAAUAUUAAACCAACCAAGGAGCUUAAUAUAUUCAUGGAAAACUCAUCACCACCUGUUGCUUGGCAUCAGAUGAGCAAAGCACCACAAUUAAUUAUCAGUCGAAGAGAGGAGAAGUCCUGUUGAGCUGGGCUCAGGCUGCCUGGUAAUUGUAACAUCAGGAAUACUGCUGACUGAUAGAGCUUUAUCACUAUUUCAAUCCCAUGAUAAAUUUAAAAAUAAGAUUUUUCUUACAUUUCUUUUAUUUUUCUUUAAUUUGCUGUAGGUGCCUGUGGUGUCACCAUUUCAGUUUCUCACAUGAGUGGCUCUGUAGCAUCCUGCACAGACCCUUGUCCCUUGGUUUCCAAGACUCUUAGUAUAGCAAGUGCCAAUGAAGACUCAUUUCACUCCUUUCUUCUUAACUAAUUUCUGUAGUACUGCCUUUUAGUGACUGCUAUUUAGGCCUUACUUUCUGUGAGAGGUAGGUGAUAGGAUUCAUUACCUUUAAAUCAUAUUUUUCCUAGUUACACUAGAAAAUUUUAAAAUUCUGGGAUGUAUGUGCCAUUGCUGCUAUGACAAAGAAUUUGAGAAAGAAGAAAACUUCUAGCAAGCCUUUAAAAUGUCCUACAUGUGGUCAUAGUCAGUGACAUCCCUUUCACUCCACAAUAGUCAUUUAAUUUGCUUGUAGGGAAGCCUGUAAUUAUGUUCAUUUGCAGCACUCUCACGACCAGAUCAAUGCUUUCUAUUAUUUUUGUAAAAACAAUUAUUUUGCUCCCUUCCUAGUGGUUUGCUUUUUAGCAUAUGGUAACCAUGGUUGUAUGAGAGUUAAAGGAAAAUUCUCUGAAAACAGUGUGAGCAUCUAAAUUGCUUCUUUGUUGGGACAGCACAUUUUUCUAGCUAUUAUCAAAAAUAACAAUUUGAACUUUUUUUUAAACUGCACUUUUGACCUUAUGUUUUUUAUGGUAUAUAAAACAAUAAUUUAUAAACAUGCUAUAAAAACUCUUGUGUUUUUUUAGACUUUUGAUAUCAUUUGAUACUGUACAAUCUUUAUUAAAUCUAAAAGAUCUGCACUACAGAUUUAUUUCACUAUUCACGUUAGUGGCUUUGUGUGCUGUGAUGGAACUGUUUGCUCUAAUUUAUUAUAAACAUGUUGGUAUAUGUACAUAAGCCUUUUCUUUCUGAUGAUGAUUUUUCACAGUGUGGUAUUUAUUGCUCUAAGUCAUUACACAAAUAUUAAAAUAUGCAUUGUUACUUGAUACGUCAGUUGUUAUUUUUGGCACUGAGAUUUUGGCUCUUAAGAGAUGUGUACAAAGGACUUCAUUUAUCAAAUUAUAAUUAAUAUAGAUAUGCUACUUAAGAGAUAAAUUUUUAUUUUCUACAUUUUGUAGUAAAUUUUC